Messenger RNA from Callithrix jacchus (white-tufted-ear marmoset), 4176 nucleotides. RefSeq names its product solute carrier family 6 member 4 (gene SLC6A4). Gene Ontology annotation, cellular component: synapse; plasma membrane; neuron projection. The record is from RefSeq and is a predicted model, not a curated record. NCBI's taxonomy places the organism in Eukaryota, Metazoa, Chordata, Mammalia, Primates, Cebidae. Gene Ontology annotation, molecular function: serotonin:sodium:chloride symporter activity; serotonin binding. Gene Ontology annotation, biological process: amino acid transport; sodium ion transmembrane transport; serotonin uptake.
GGACCAUGUGAGGGGCCGCGGGUACAAAUACCGCCGCGCCGGCGCCCCUCCGCACAGCCAGCGCCGCCCGGUGCCUCGAGGGUGCGAGGCCUGACCACCUCCCCAGCCCGGGACCAGCCUCCGCCUGGCAGUCCGGCAGAGCCCUCAGUCCCGACAAUAGGAAGCUGAGAGGUGAUCCACAUAUCCACGCACCCAGAGUUCAGGGGAUCCUUGGCAGAUGGGCAUCGGUGUCAUUUACUAACCAGCAGGAUGGAGACCACGCCCUUAAAUUCUCAGAAGCAGCUAUCAGCGUGUAAGGAUGGAGAAGACUGUCAGGAAAACGGAGUUCUGCAGAAGGGUGUCUCCACCCCAGGGGACAAAUUGGAGUCCGGGCAAAUAUCUAAUGGAUACUCAGGGGUUCCAAGCCCCGGUGCGGGAGACGACAUGAGGCACCCUAUCCAGGCGGCUACCACCACCCUAGUGGCUGAGCUUCAUCAAGGGGAACGGGAGACCUGGGGCAAGAAGGUGGAUUUCCUCCUCUCAGUCAUUGGCUAUGCGGUGGACCUGGGCAACGUCUGGCGCUUCCCCUACAUAUGUUACCAGAAUGGAGGGGGGGCAUUCCUCCUCCCCUACACCAUCAUGGCCAUUUUUGGGGGAAUCCCACUCUUUUACAUGGAGCUCGCACUGGGACAGUACCACCGAAAUGGAUGCAUUUCCAUAUGGAGGAAAAUCUGCCCGAUUUUCAAAGGGAUUGGUUACGCCAUCUGCAUCAUCGCCUUCUACAUCGCCUCCUACUACAACACCAUCAUGGCCUGGGCGCUCUACUACCUCAUCUCCUCCUUCACGGACCAGCUGCCCUGGACCAGCUGCAGGAACUCCUGGAACACUGGCAACUGCACCAACUACUUCUCUGAGGGCAACAUCACCUGGACCCUCCAUUCCACAUCCCCUGCUGAAGAAUUUUACACGCGCCACGUUCUGCAGAUCCACCGGUCUAAGGGGCUCCAGGACCUGGGGGGCAUCAGCUGGCAGCUGGCCCUUUGCAUCAUGCUGAUCUUCACUGUUAUCUACUUCAGCAUCUGGAAAGGCGUCAAGACCUCUGGCAAGGUGGUGUGGGUGACAGCCACCUUCCCUUAUAUCAUCCUUUCUGUCCUGCUGGUGAGGGGUGCCACCCUCCCUGGAGCCUGGAGGGGUGUUCUCUUCUACUUGAAACCUAACUGGCAGAAGCUCCUGGAGACAGGGGUGUGGAUAGAUGCUGCUGCUCAGAUCUUCUUCUCUCUUGGUCCGGGCUUUGGGGUCCUUCUGGCUUUCGCCAGCUACAACAAAUUCAGCAACAACUGCUACCAAGAUGCUCUGGUGACCAGCGUGGUGAACUGCAUGACGAGCUUUGUUUCGGGAUUUGUCAUCUUCACGGUGCUCGGCUACAUGGCUGAGAUGAGGAAUGAAGAUGUGUCUGAGGUGGCCAAAGACGCAGGACCCAGCCUCCUCUUCAUCACCUAUGCAGAAGCGAUCGCCAAUAUGCCAGCGUCCACUUUCUUUGCCAUCAUCUUCUUUCUGAUGCUGAUCACGCUGGGCUUGGACAGCACAUUUGCAGGCUUGGAGGGAGUGAUCACAGCUGUGCUGGAUGAGUUCCCACACAUCUGGGCCAAGCGCCGGGAGCAGUUCGUGCUUGCCGUGGUCAUCACCUGCUUCUUCGGAUCCCUGGUCACCCUGACAUUUGGAGGGGCCUACGUGGUGAAGCUGCUGGAGGAGUAUGCCACGGGGCCCGCAGUGCUCACUGUGGUGCUGAUUGAGGCAGUUGCUGUGUCUUGGUUCUACGGCAUCACUCAGUUCUGCAGGGAUGUGAAGGAAAUGCUCGGCUUCAGCCCGGGGUGGUUCUGGAGGAUCUGCUGGGUGGCCAUCAGCCCUCUGUUUCUCCUGUGAGGAAGUGCUGUCCACGGAGACUUGAAGGCAAGUGAGAUAUUCACCGUGGGCGUAAAGUUUAAGAAGGCACCAAACAACUCAGUACUCAAGAUAAAUAUUAUUCUUGGGCAAUGCUUUUCAAAAAUAAAAAUUGCCAGGUGCGGUGGCUCAUGCCUGUAAUCCCAGUGCUUUGGGAGGCUGAGGCGGGUGGAUCAUGAGUUCAAGAGAUCAAAGUCAUCCUGGUCAACAUGGUGAAACCCCAACUCUACUAAAAAUACAAAAUAUUAGCCGGGUAUGGUGGCGCGCACCUGUAGUCCCAGCUACUCUGGAGGCUGAGGCAGGAGAAUCACUUAAACCCAGGAAGCAGAAGUUGCAGGAGCUAGAUCGUGCCACUGCACUAUGGCCUGGUGACAGAGUGAGACUCCAUCUCACACAAAAAAAUAAAAAGUUAAUAAAUAAAAAUUAAUGCAAAAAGAUUCAUGAUUAACAAAAUAUCAACAUUUUAAAUAAACACAGGAGCCAGCCCGUACUUGUACAUCUUACCUCACUCGCCUUACCCUAAUCUGGUCCUGUUAGAUCCUUUCUUUUAAAAAUUGUCGUAAAAUAUUAUUUAUUUUGAUUUUGGCUCCCGCUUAACUGUUGUGCCUGAGGUGAGUGUCUCCAUGUACCCUGGGGCUUGGGUCUGUUCAUUUCUGUCCGUUUUUGGCUGUCAGGCUGGGUAAGCUCUUGGUACACAGUCAAUGAGUUUCUUUGCCCAGUAAAACCCACGUGCAGCUUUGGAUGUGGGCCCAUUACCCGUAAUUCCCGUGAUGUUUGCCGUACUCACCCCCUCUACCGGCAAGAGCCCUAGUGCCUAAUUGAGAGAGGCAAAUCUGCCUUCCACUUCUACGUUUACUUAACAGAUCCCCUGCCUGCGCUUUUUAAGGCUGCUUUAGGUAAACAACAAGUAGCUUACUAAAAAUAAUUCUUUUUCACCGCAGCCAAGUUACAAAAAAAGAAAAUAUUGUGUAUGAGUAGAAGCCAGGAUGUGUGAUGGGGUUUCUGAAGUAGCACUUGCCCCAACCAGAGGCUGAGCCCCCUGACGACCGAGUGGGAUUUCACACACCUGACAUGAAGAGACACGUGGCUGGGAUGAUUCCUAACCAGAUCCUCUAUCCCUGUUCCCAAAUAGCUCCCUUAGUAGCUGGGUCUGCAGAUGAGGAGCGUGGGUUAGGAGAAAGGUUUGCAAUUGACCCGGCUCAUGUUUUGAAGGCUUCCUUGUGGUCUUAGGAUAGCACUGCUCAGAAGAUGGAUGUGUGUUUAACAAUUUCCCGUUUUAUUACCUGCAGACAAAGAAGAAAAAGAUAUAAAUAGAUGUUUAACCACACAAAUAAUUUACAUUACUGUCUUCUUUAUGACUAUGAAAUAAUAAAAUAAAAUUAAAUCAAGAACAAUGAUGAUUUCGACACAGUGGUUACUAGGCAAAAACUGAUAUUUACACUCUCUGGAAACCAAACUGAAAUAAGAAAACUCAAAAACUGGGUGUUGGGAGCACACUGUGGACUUUUUCUUGGUCAGUAUUCUCACAGAAUAUUCAAGUGAAAAGUGUAUUAAGGUGCUUUUUUUCCUUCCGUAAUUCCUUUUGUGAUGAGGACCGGUGGCAGGCGGUCGGUCAUUGUUGAGAGGCCUAGUGGCAGAGCCAACCUCGUUGAAACCCCAGUCAAUGGAGCUUAAUGCGGAAGGCAGAGAGCUCAAGAAAGCGAGAGGAGCACACCCCCAGGAGCCUGAGUCCCCUCCGGGUCUUGAGAACCUUCUUAUCUUUCUUGGACAUCAGGCACCUUCCAUCUGACCAAAGACAACCAUAGCCAGAAACACAGUGAAAGGCAAUUAAAACAAAGCAGAGAGAAUAUGAAGCCUGGUGCUGGCAGGGGCUGCCGAGAGGUCACCCAGUUUAUUCCUCUGCCUUCUGGCAAGACAAGGCCCAAACAACUCUCACCAAAGGUUGCCAGUCUCUUUGCCUGGGCAGAGGCCAGUGCUGAAGCGGGAGCUACAAGCUCCCGGACUGCAGGGGCAGCUGGAGGGAUGCUGCAACAUCCCCCGAUAGGAAGUGCAGGCUGGGGAGGAAAAUCAGGGAAAGCACCUGGCUGGUUUAGUCUUGCCGCUUGGGUACGGAAGUUGGUAGUUCUGUGUGUCAGAGUUCAGGAUAUAUCACGUCUUGGGAAUUUGCUGGAAGUAUUUUAGCUUUAGCGAUUGGUAUUUGCGGUAUCAGAAAUGUCUCUGUCUGCGUGGAUAUUGUUAAGACUUUUAAUGUUUCUU